AUGAUCAAUAGUCAUCAUCAACAUACUCAGUCGCAACCAUAUGAUGAUCGUGCAAGAUCACAACUUUCUCCAUGUCGACUCAUUGUCGACUCGAUCAAACUACGAGGCAUCAAGAAACAAAUUGAUCAAUGCUUCAAGAUGAUCACACCUUUUGCCAAUCGAUCCGAUUACCACAAUCACAUCAUGGCACUACAUGGCAACAAUCUCUCGAUGAUCACGCUGGACAAGCUUGAAUGGUCAUCGAACAACGUUGGAAUGCCGGGACUCAACGGACCAUUCGACAGCGUGUUCACAUCGAUCGUGUAUGCUCGUGGACAUGUCUACAUGUUUGGCGGCCCCGAGCGUCAGGGCACCUACACUCGCUACUCGCUGGACAGCAAGCAAGUAUAUGAAGGUGCCAUCACCACUAUAUCGGGUGGUCGCGGCAUAUCCACCUGCUACGAUGGUGACAAGACGAUCUACCUGGUCGGAGGCCACGACAACAAUCACACGCGAAUGAACCGUAUCUCUUCGUUCAACAUUGAAACCAGACAUUUUGCCCCAGUUGGUACGCUUCCAUUGGCUAUCUCACUCGCCAACACUUACUUCCACAAUGGUAGUUUGAUCAUUGUAGUGGGCAACAAUCAAGUCUACUCUUUCACGCUCGACCCACCUAUGAGUAUCUGUACUCCUCUUUUGACAGACAUCAACUAUUCGAGCUCUGGCUCAAACUGCUUUGAUCAUGAUACCAAUCAGUUGUAUAUAAUCACCAAUCAAUCAUUUAUAAGGUACUCAUUAGUGGAUAAGAAGAAGACGACAUUAUCAAAGGCUCCAGAUCAUAUACAUCAACAAUAUGGUCGAAGAAUGAUCUACCAUCGAUCAUGUGGAAUCAUAUAUCUUGGUGGAGAGGGCAACAACUAUCAAUACUCGAUACCAGACGACAAGUGGACAUUGCUCAAUGAGUUGAGUGACAAUGACACCAUCACCAGCCGAAUAUGGAGUGGUGCAUGUUUGAUCAUGGACUCUGUCCACCCUGUGACGACCGAGCCUACUGUAGACACGUCCAACAAGAGAAAGCAAACAGACAAACCAACGGUCAAGCCAGUCAAAAAGGACAAACCAGCCAAACCAGCCAAUAUGGCCAAGAAGUCAAUGACUACCAAGAGAACGAACAAA
This is a messenger RNA of Acytostelium subglobosum LB1, 1155 nucleotides long. RefSeq lists its product as hypothetical. The transcript has a single exon. The annotation marks the transcript as partial. NCBI's taxonomy places the organism in Eukaryota, Evosea, Eumycetozoa, Acytosteliales, Acytosteliaceae. Gene Ontology annotation, molecular function: protein binding. The record is from RefSeq and is a predicted model, not a curated record.